Messenger RNA from Bicyclus anynana (squinting bush brown), 1575 nucleotides. RefSeq lists its product as uncharacterized. Gene Ontology annotation, molecular function: oxidoreductase activity; FAD binding; iron ion binding. Lineage: Eukaryota; Metazoa; Arthropoda; Insecta; Lepidoptera; Nymphalidae. The coding region runs from base 4 to 1575 and encodes 523 amino acids. The transcript has 8 exons. The record is from RefSeq and is a predicted model, not a curated record.
UGUAUGGUGUCGAUAACGUCGUGCCAGGACUGGGACAUCACCACCAUCGAGAAGAUCGGCAAUCGUCUGGACGGCUACCACCCGCUGCAGACCACGCUCGCGGAGAACUACGGAUGCCAGUGCGGCUACUGCUCGCCGGGGUUUAUCAUGAACAUGUACAGUCUCUUGAAAGCAAAGAAGCUUACAAUGAAAGAAAUAGAAAAAUCUCUCGGAAGCAAUAUCUGCAGAUGCACAGGGUAUAGGCCUAUACUGGCCUCUUUUAAAAAAUUUGCUUCUGACGCUCAAACUCCAGCUUUGUUAGACAUCGAAGACUUGAAGAUAUGCAACAAAACUGGAGAAGAAUGUGUCAAAGAAAAAUGUGAACGUUUCGAUUGGUGUGUAAUUUCAAGAAAAGGAUUACUCAAUCAAGUUUUGCAUAUCAAAUUAAAUGAUAAUAAAGAUUGGUACAGAGCAAACACGUUAUUAGAUGUAUUGGAUAUUUGGAGCCAAAAUGGCACAGAUUCCUACAUGCUUGUUGCUGGAAAUACGGCUAAAGGAGUAUACCCAAUAGUGGAAUAUCCUAGAUUACUAAUAGAUAUUAGUUCUGUGCAAGAAUUGAAAAGUUUCUUCAUAGACCAAAAUUUAAUAAUUGGAGGUGGAAAUACACUAGCCGAUGUUAUUGAUAUAUUUACAACUGUUGCAGAUAAUGAUCAAUUUAAAUAUGUUAACAUAUUAAAAAGUCAUUUAGAGUUAGUUGCACAUACUACUAUCAGAAAUUUAGCAACACUGGCUGGAAACAUAAUGAUCAAGCAUCGUCAUACCGACUUUAAAUCCGAUAUUUUUCUGUUACUUGAAACAGUUGGAGCACAAAUAACAAUUUUAAAAGAAGACGGACUAAAACAAAUCCUACCAACGCAAGCCUUUCUGAAAGAAGAUAUGACAGGAAAAAUUAUUCUUAAUAUUAUAUUUCUACCGUUAAAUAUGGAGCAUAAAAUAGUUACAUAUAAGAUAAUGCCGCGAUCUCAGAGUGUUCAUGCCCUUGUUAACGCUGGUUUCCUUUACAAACUGAGCGAAGACAACAUCGUGCAAGACUGUAGAAUUGUAUAUGGAGGUCUUUCACAACAAUUUAGUCGCGCAUCCAAUACCGAGCGUUAUUUGAUGGGAAAAAAAUUAUUCGUUAAUAAAACUUUGCAAGGUGCUCUAGAUUUGCUGAAUAAAGAGUUGGUCGUAGAGGAUAAUCCACCAGAUUCACCAGUGCAGUACCGACAUCAAGUUGCCUUGGGGUUGUUUUAUAAGGGUCUCCUCUCGUUGUGUCCAUCAAGCACACUAAACAGUGAAUACCGUUCCGGAGCUGUUCAACUUAGAGACACUAGACCGGUCUCUGAAGGGCAUCAAGUGUACGACACAGAUGAAACAUUGUGGCCCUUAAACAAAGCUAUUCCCAAAUCUGAUGCCUUGAUUCUGUGUGCUGGUGAAGCUGAAUUUUCUGAUGAUAUUCCAUCACUUCCGGGAGAAGUGUUUGCAGCAUUUGUUCUCGCUAAAGUUCCUCUAGGAACUAUAGAAAAGAUAGACACUUCAAGAGCUAUGGUAAUAUGA